UGACAAACACCAUUAAAACUUAGAGGAAGAAGAUUAGUUUCACCGCGCUCUCUGUUGUUGUUGUUUUGUUUUGUUUUCGUGAUGCUGGUUUAAAACAAACUCUUAGAAAAGUCGUUUCUGUAAAUAAAGAAAUACAGUUUUUGAAUCAGGUCAAUAAAUACCUGUAAUAUUCUUAUCCUCAAAGUAGUGACUAGGUUUUAAAGCAAGCAGGAAUAUCUGGAGGAAUAUCAUCUGAACUUAGAUCUGCUGCUGUGAAGAUGGAGUUUGUUAAAGAGGAGAGUGAAGAGAACACGAGAGAACCAGAAACCUGGAGAAUAAAACAAGAGGAGCCAGAAACCUGGGGAAUAAAACACGAGCCAGAAACCUGGGGAAUAAAACACGAGGAGCCAGAAACCUGGGGAAUAAAACACGAGGAGCCAGAAACCCGGGGAAUAAAACACGAGGAGACAGAAACUGGGAGAAAAACCAGAAACCGAGAGAAUAAAACACGAGGAGCCAGAAACCAGAAUAAGACACGAUCCAGAAACUUGCAGAAUAAAACACGAGGAGCCGGGAGAAUAAAACACGAGGAACAAGGAGGCUUGAUGAAAAUGAAAGAAGAAAGGCAAGAUCUGAAUGAGGUGCAGGGGAAAUAUCAGGAUCAGAAAGAUCAUGAUGUCAAUGGAGAAAAAUCAGUGAGUUGCAGCUUUGAAAAAAGAGAAGUCAAAAGGCCUUUCAGCUGCUCUCAGUGUGGAAACACUUUCACAUGUAACAAAACUCUGAAGAAUCACAUGUUAAUUCAUACUGGAAUAAAGCCUUUCAGCUGCUCUCAGUGUGGAAAGAGUUUCACAUAUAACCGUAAUCGUAUUAGGCACAUGUUAAUUCAUACGGGAAGUAAGCCUUUCAGCUGCUCUCAGUGUGGAAAGAGUUUUAUACGGAAAGCACACCUUAAGAGUCAUUUGUUAACUCACACUUCAGAAAAGCCUUUCAGCUGCUCUCAGUGUGGAAACACUUUUACACGCAAAAAAAGCCUUGAGAAUCACAUGUUAAUUCAUACUGGAAAAAAGCCUUUCUUCUGCUCUCAGUGUGGAAAGGGUUUUAUAUAUAAAGUAAGCCUUAGGAACCACAUGAUAAUUCAUACUGGAAAAAAGCCUUUCAGCUGCUCUAAGUGUGUAAAGAGUUUUAUACGGGAAGCACACCUUAAGAGUCAUUUGUUAACUCACACUUCAGAAAAGCCUUUCAGUUGCUCUCAGUGUGGAAACACUUUUGCACGCAAAGAAAGCCUUGAGAAUCACAUGUUAAAUCAUUCUGCAAUAAAGCCUUUCAGCUGUUCUGAGUGUGGAAAGAGUUUCAUGCGUAACGGUAAUCUUAAGAGGCACAAUUUAAUUCAUACUGGAAAAAAAGCCUUUCACCUGCGCUCAUACUGAAAUACUUUUACACAGAAAGGACAAUUUAAUACUCAUUUUGUAACUCACAGUUUAUAAAAUCCUUUCUGCUUCUCUCAGUGUGGAAAGUGUUUUACAUAUAAAUCAAACAUUAAGAGAGGCACAUGUUAAUUCAUACUGGGUAAAAGUCUUUCACUCGCUCUCAGUUUGGAAAAACUUUUACACAGAAAGGACACUGCAAGGUUCAUUUGUUAACUCACUCUUCAUAAAAACCUUAGUAAAUGUAAAUAUCAUCAACUGGAUCACCUCAAGGAUGUGUCCUCUCCCCCUUAUUAUUUAUCUUGUACACAAAGACUGUAAGAAGAGUUAUAUAAAUAGGCAUAUUAUAAAAUUUUCAGAUAAUUCCAUAAUCGUUAUCUCAUUGAGUGAUCAGGACUCCAUGUUUGGCCUUGUGGUUUAUGAUUUUUUUUGUGGUGUCGGAAUGCUUUCUUGAAACAUACUGUGAAGGCACAAUAUGUAAUGUGUAUUAAAAAUAAGCCGUCUAAAUGAAACAAGGCCAACGAACAAGCGUGACACACAUAGAGCUUGAAAGCUUUUAUUAUGCCACAGUUGAUCACUUCUACUGCUUCCAGUCGUGCGUACGACAGGUAAAGCAGUACUGUUUUAUCAUACUAGAUACGUUUUGAAGUCCCUUUAUAAUGCUACACGGUGUGGUCAUCACCGGUCUAUUUAAACGCAUAACAUAUUAAAGCGUCUUUGGUGUUUCCAUGUUUUCUACAAAACAAAACCGGAAAUUGAGGGGUUAGGAAGUAAUUGGCAGCUGACACAAUGACACUAUGGCCACUGUCCGUGUAACUAGUUUUGAACAUUCUUCGAAACAUUUGGGGUAAUGUAAGUACACAAGUCAGCAAAAUAUAUAACACUUCUAGUGGUUUUGGGAUAUUGUAAUAAAGUAAUCUUACAUAUUGUGCAUUUAGUGUUUCUAAAACUAAGGAGAUGACUAUUGAUUUUAACUCAUGGCGGAAAUCUAUUUAGUAUAAGCAAACAAGGAUUAAAUUAGUAUUGAGAGUGUUUAACAGUACAAGUAUUUGGGCAAUGUGUUGGAUAAAACAUUUUUAUUUUCUCCAAAUACUGAGGUUUUGUGUAAGAGGGGGCAGCAAAGAUUGUACUGCUUGCGGAAACUAAGGUUAUUUAAUGUCAACAAAACAUUGAUGUGCAUGUUCUACAGAUCCUAUAUUGAGUUACUGUUAUCUUUUUCACUGUUGUGCUGGUUUAAUUCUCUAAAAGUGAAAAACAUGAAUUGUCUUGAUGAUUGUAAACCAGGGAAAGUAAAAUAACUUUUAUUUAUCCCCUCAGUUGUAAAGUUUUUAAAUUUAAGAUAAGAACUUCUUACCUUAAGGAAAUGUAUUGUGUUUUUGUUGUUUAUAUGAAAUGUUUGAUUGCUGCAACCAACUUACCUUUGGGAAAUAAAUAAAAUGAUCUGAACUGAA
This is a messenger RNA of Carassius auratus (goldfish), 2854 nucleotides long. RefSeq names its product gastrula zinc finger protein XlCGF8.2DB-like. Gene Ontology annotation, cellular component: nucleus. Gene Ontology annotation, molecular function: DNA-binding transcription factor activity, RNA polymerase II-specific; RNA polymerase II transcription regulatory region sequence-specific DNA binding. The record is from RefSeq and is a predicted model, not a curated record. The transcript has 2 exons. Gene Ontology annotation, biological process: regulation of transcription by RNA polymerase II; embryo development. NCBI's taxonomy places the organism in Eukaryota, Metazoa, Chordata, Actinopteri, Cypriniformes, Cyprinidae. The coding region runs from base 258 to 1406 and encodes 382 amino acids.